AGUCUUCUUGCAGACCAGAAUCGCAGUUGCUUUGUAGUACGCGUAUACACCAACACUUUGGCUGCAGAAUUACUUACCCAGAUCAUAACAAUAAUACACAGCGAUCGCUCGCAGUUCGCGAUUUUGUUUACCAAGUAUAACACAAUUUGGGUGACCUUCCUCGAGGUGCGUGUAAUGCACAGAAGACGUGGAUUCACGAGAUAAAUCGUGUCUCGUCCGCGGAACCCAUUGAACGCGUGGGCAGCAGCAGUGGCAGCAGCAGCUCUGGAUGUCGUCGUUGCUGCAGCAGCACACUAGACGACGUCCAUCUCGGUAUCGAUCGACGAUCAUGUAAUGACGUAUUAACCAUCGACGAGAUAAAAUCCCAAAGUUAACGCGAUGGAGGUUGUGGGCGAUUACGAGUACAACAGCAAAGACCUCAUCGGUCAUGGUGCCUUUGCCGUUGUCUUCAAAGGCAGAUGCCGUAAGAAACCUAGUUCUGUGGUAGCUAUCAAGAGUAUCACUAAAAAAAGCUUGGCAAAGUCACAGAAUUUACUGGGAAAAGAGAUAAAGAUUCUAAAGGAAUUGACUGAAUUACAUCACGAAAAUGUCGUUGCACUUUUGGACUGUAAGGAAUCUAGUCACAAUGUCUUCCUAGUCAUGGAAUAUUGCAAUGGUGGAGAUUUAGCUGAUUAUUUAGGUGCAAAAGGGACUCUUUCUGAAGCUACGAUUCAAAUUUUUUUAAAACAGUUGGCUGGUGCAAUGAAAGCUCUGCAUGCCAAAGGUGUCGUUCACAGAGAUUUAAAACCACAAAAUAUACUUCUAAGCCACAACUGUGGUAAAAUGUGUCCUCAACCAAAUCAAAUCACUCUUAAAAUUGCUGAUUUUGGUUUUGCUAGAUUUCUCCAAGAUGGUGUUAUGGCUGCCACUUUAUGCGGUUCACCAAUGUACAUGGCUCCAGAAGUCAUCAUGUCUCUUCAAUAUGAUGCGAAAGCAGAUCUUUGGUCCUUGGGGACCAUUGUUUUCCAAUGCCUCACAGGCAAAGCUCCAUUCCAAGCGCACACACCUCAGGCCCUGAAAAUGUUCUAUGAAAAGAAUGCGAAUUUGGGUCCCAAAAUUCCACCGGGAACGUCACCCGAGCUCUCCAACCUCUUGAUGAGUUUGCUGAGGCGCAACGCUCGUGAUCGUAUGCCCUUCGAUGAAUUUUUCAAUCACCCUUUUCUACAAGGUCCGCAUCAGUCGAGCGUCAGUCCGGUACCUGUAGAAUUGCCCGUGACGCCGCGCGCAAUGAUCGCCCACGAGAGAAUAUCUGGUGGCAUCAGAUGCGGCCAGGACAUCAACAGUCCUUGCUCCAGUCCGGACGAUGAUUUUGUACUGGUGUCCAGUGAUCUCAGCAGUGAUCUGGACAACAAUACGAAUCCUCAGCAAGUCAGAUACACAAAGGCGAACAAUCGCGAAGCGGCGGCCAGUCCUCCUCGACCGAGUUAUUUGCCGAUCACCGAACCGAUUCCCGUACCGUCGCAGCAGCAGCACUCGCAGCCCCGAAACAUAGCAACGAACAAACCAUCGUCGGCCGCGACGACGACUACUACUACAACAACUCCCGGUGCAUCGGCGGCUGCGGCGGCGGCCUGCGGUCCCGACGGUGCCUCGGUGCCGCGCUCCCAGCCCAUCAGCAUGAAACGAAACAAGGACGUGGUGAACGUGGCGGACGUCGGCUCGCUGAGUCCGCCCAGCGUGCAAUUCGCCAUCGGCACGCCACCGGGCGGUCGCCGGCUGAGCGAGACGCCGCCGCCCCCGGCCACCUGGCAGGUCAGUCCCGUGGCGAAGCCCGGACUGCAUCACGGCUCGUCGUGCUCGUCGCCGUUGCGCCGUUCCAGCAGCGGUGGUGGUCACGGGGGCUCGUCGCCACUCCUCACCGGGCCCCUCGCCGCCGUACUCGGCUCGCCCAGCGCCAAGAACGCCCAGGACAACAACAACACCACCACCCUGAGACAGUCGCCCGUCAUACCGUUCGGCACGCGGGCCGUCACCCUGCCCGAGAUCUCGGAGGCCGCGGGCGGUCUGCAGCAGCUGUUCCCCGAUCUCGCCAACGCCACCGGUCUGCCCAUUGCUCGCGCGAGCAACAUCUACGACCACGACGCGAUACCGUUCCUGCACCCGGAGCUGCCCGAGGAGACGCUGCUCGAGCGCGAGCACAACGAGAUCCUGGCCAAGCUGAACUUCGUCGUGGCCCUCUGCGACUGCGUCUGCGAGGUGGCGGGCAACAAGCCCAAGGUCGUCUCCGAGGAGAUACUGUCGGGCAACGAGCCCCAGGUGAACAGCGCCACCACCCGGAGAAAAGCCGAACAGGUGAUACUGCUGGUCAGGGCGCUGCAGUGGCUGAGCUCGGGAUUGACCCUGGCGACUCAGUCGUUGAAGGCUGGUAGGCUUCAGCCAACCACUAGCGUCAAAGAAGUGAUAAACACGAUGAAUGAAAAAUUCAAGGAAUGCUUGAACGAGUGCAAAUCUUUGAAUACAUCCGGACUUCUUCGCCAAUCUGGAGCGACGGCUGACAAAAUUCUCUACAAUCAUGCUAUACAAAUGUGUCAGUCAGCGGCUCUCGACGAGCUAUUUGGAAAUCCAGCCGAAUGUUUCCAGAGAUACCAUACCGCGCAGAUCCUGCUGCACUCCUUAUCUCAGCACGUCAAUCACAGCGAAGACAAAGCACUGUUGUGCAAAUAUAAAGACGCCGUCGAGAAACGCCUGUACGUUCUGCAGCAGAACGGCUACAUUUACGCAACGGAUACGACGUAACGCACGAAGGGCGGACCGUUCGUCAGUGCACGUCUAUCGAUUACAAUUAUCCCGCGCAGCUUGUAUCCAGCGAUGAUUCUAUAAAAGUCUUUUUAACGAAUUAUAAAGAAAUAGAAGAAGAAGAAGAAGAAGAAGAAAGUCAACGACUAAACUAAAUGCAUAAUUAUUGUAAGCAUAUAUAAGAUGAAGUGUAACUUGAAUAGUUUUUAUUUUCUUUACAAUGAUUGUUUAAUUGCGACCGGAUAUCAGUGAUCUUUUUAUUUAUACUUAUAAUAAGUAUAUAUAGAUAUGUAUACGUAAUACAUAAGCCUGUGGAAAAAU
This is a messenger RNA of Trichogramma pretiosum, 3096 nucleotides long. It is a transcript of the gene Atg1, whose product is annotated as serine/threonine-protein kinase ULK2. The record is from RefSeq and is a predicted model, not a curated record. The transcript has 11 exons. Gene Ontology annotation, biological process: autophagy; positive regulation of autophagy; peptidyl-serine phosphorylation. Gene Ontology annotation, cellular component: autophagosome; cytoplasm. The coding region runs from base 379 to 2775 and encodes 798 amino acids. Gene Ontology annotation, molecular function: ATP binding; protein serine/threonine kinase activity. Lineage: Eukaryota; Metazoa; Arthropoda; Insecta; Hymenoptera; Trichogrammatidae.